This is a messenger RNA of Hibiscus syriacus, 1496 nucleotides long. RefSeq names its product transcription factor-like protein DPB. Gene Ontology annotation, molecular function: RNA polymerase II transcription regulatory region sequence-specific DNA binding; DNA-binding transcription factor activity, RNA polymerase II-specific. Lineage: Eukaryota; Viridiplantae; Streptophyta; Magnoliopsida; Malvales; Malvaceae. Gene Ontology annotation, cellular component: nucleus; transcription regulator complex. The transcript is spliced from 11 exons. The record is from RefSeq and is a predicted model, not a curated record. The coding region runs from base 88 to 1137 and encodes 349 amino acids. Gene Ontology annotation, biological process: regulation of cell cycle; regulation of transcription by RNA polymerase II.
AUAAUUUUUCCCUCUUUUCCACCAUCUUCACUGAAAGCACUUGAAGACUCGAACCUCCCUCUCUCCUGUGGCUCCAUUUUUCACAGUAUGGUAAGUGGUAGUAACCAUAACCACCAUGAAAAUGGGGAUAAAAAACCUACUAUGGGAGAAGCUUCUAGGUCGUGGGGCACCACUGUCACGGGUCAAUCCGUUUCGACCAGUAGUAGUGUUGGCUCUCCCUCCAGCCGGGGCGAGCAAGCUAUGGCUACACCAGCUAGUGAGAAUACUUUCUUAAGAUUGAACCAUCUCGAAAUUCAUGGAGAUGAUGCUGGAUCUCAAGGUGCUAUAGGUAGUAAAAAGAAGAAGAGAGGUCAACGUGCAGUGGGAGGCGAUAGGAGUGGCAGAGGGCUCCGCCAAUUUAGCAUGAAAGUUUGUGAAAAAGUGGAAAGCAAGGGAAGAACCACAUACAAUGAGGUAGCAGAUGAACUUGUCGCUGAAUUUGCUGAUCCUGGCAAUAGUGUAGCAUCACCGGAUCAGCAGCAUUAUGAUGAGAAAAACAUCCGUCGAAGGGUUUACGAUGCCCUGAAUGUGCUAAUGGCAAUGGAUAUAAUAUCUAAGGACAAAAAAGAAAUACAGUGGAAGGGACUUCCUCGUACUAGCGUUAGUGAUAUCGAAGAAUUAAAGACUGAACGUGUUGGACUGAGAAGUAGGAUUGAUAAAAAGGCUGCCUAUUUGCAUGAAUUGGAGGAGCAGUUUGUAGGUCUUCAGAAUUUGAUACAACGAAAUGAGCAACUGUACAGCUCAGGGAAUGCUCCCAGCGGGGGUGUGGCCUUACCUUUUAUACUGGUGCAGACACACCCUCAUGCAACUGUUGAGGUUGAAAUUUCGGAAGAUAUGCAGCUGGUGCAUUUUGACUUUAAUAGCACUCCAUUUGAGCUCCAUGAUGAUAAUUAUGUUCUCAAGGCGAUGAAAUUCUGCGAGAGAACACAGAAUGAUGAAAAGACACACAAUUUUUCUGCAGAUGGUGAAGGUUCUAGCAUGUCUGCAAUGUACAAACAACAGAUCCUUCCUCCCCCAAGGACAAGCACACUGGGUAGGCUUCCUAUAUCCCCGCCUCUUCCCGGAAUACUGAAAGCACAUGUUAAGCAUGAACAUUGAUAAUUCGGUUUCAUGUUAAACACCAAGAGCGAUUUAUUUGUACAUUGUGUAAAGUAAUUUGCCAGGAAAGUGGUGUGUAAGAUCAUCGUCACCAAGAGCGGUCUAUAUGCUAACCCCACGAUAUGCCCUAGUAGCGUCCUUGCUUCAAGGGGCAUCUUUCCCGGCAAGUCUUGAGCUUUUACAGCUUCAUAAUUUGCUCAUGUAUUUGUUUUAUUCUAUCUCUCCUCUUUUUAUCCCCCCCUAUGUAGCAGAAAUCAGCUUUAUUUGUAUUAGACUAUAGAGAGAUUAUUGUUCUCUGCAUAAAGAAUCUCCAUAUAGAAUGAACUAGUUUCUAAAAUUCUUUUUAUUUUGCUAUAUUA